GGCGGUGUGUUUUUAAUAAACUGUUGUAUAUGGUUCUAUAUCUGAGCGGCUAAAUGACUACACUGAUAAAUAAGGACGGAAUAACCCUUUCUGGUCUGCGCAAACUGUGUGACAGUUGAGUAUCUCGAACGCUCCAAUAACCCGGACAUUCCAGGGUGCUGUCAUGGUGAUUGAAUAAGGAUUUUGAAGAACAUUUGCGCUUUUUAAACAUGUUCCGAUUCUGCAAACGAGCUGUUUUUAUCCACGAGCAAUGGACUGUGAAGGUCAACUUGAGUUUGAGUCUUUACUCCACGUCUCCUGUCAGACUGGGAAUUCUGCAGAAGGUGAAUAAAAAGUGUGAGCGUUUCUUAGAGCAGAGAUUUCCUCGCUUUUCCAUCCUGCACCAGACCCUGAUGAAAGGAUUUCGGCUCCUGAUAGAAGACGUGAAGGAGGUCAGUAGAAUCAAGAGGAGCAUGUGGAUGAAUCAGAUGCACUACAGAGAUCUCCCAUAUCGAGACAUGAAACGACUCGUUCUGUUUCGACGUGACAUGAUUAAAGCCGUGCCUCUGCUCAUAAUCUCAAUUCCUCCGUUCGCAAUCGGCUUCGUGUUCAUCCUCAUGUGUUUGUUUCCUCGUCAGCUUUUGUUUCGACAUUUCUGGACGCCGCAGCAGCAGAAACGGUUCCAGAUGAUCGACCAAAUAAAACGUUGUCAGUGUCAGACGAAGAUCCUGGACAGCUUGGUGUUGAUGGUGCCACGUGUGAGAGAGUCACAUCAGAGGAACCUCCUCAACCUGUGCUCCAAGGUUCAGGACGGGAAACACCCGAGAGUCUCUGAGGUCCACGCCGUACAGGACGUCUUCCACAAGUCUUCUCCUCUUGGACUGCAGUGUGUGGAACCUCGUCAUCUGAGAUUGUUGGGUGCUCAGCUCUCUGUAAUGGUCUGGUUUCCCAGUUUCCUGGUGCGGAGGCAGCUCACCACCAAAGCCCUGGACCUGCUGUAUCUGGACCGCGCUCUGCAGGGUCUCGGGCUUCAUCAGCUCACAGAGGAAGAAAUGAGACAAGCAUGUGACCUCCGAGGGCUGGACACCAGUCAGCUGACCUCCAGUCAGUGUAAAGAGUGGCUUCAUCAGUGGCUGGAGCUCUCCACAAUGGUCCAAGAAGCAGAAAUCUCCCUGUUACUUCACAGUAUGACGCUGCUGACCCUCAACUACCCGCCGGUGACCAAGUGAACGAGACGCCGUCAUCAUAUCACGUCAUCCUCCGUUUACCGAUGAACGUCUUCACCUCGUCUCUACGCCGUUUACACGUCCGCUUCUCCUUUCUCAUUAAAUCACAUUCCUUUCACGUUUCUGCUUUAUACUCGCUGCUGGUUCACAUUAAAACCCACAUGUCUAAAGUCAUCUGCACAAAGUGACUCACUUUAGCUUUAUUUUGCAGAUACGACGGUCUGUGUGUGUUUUCUGUGGAAACCGAAUACACACGUGUUCUUACGACGUUGCUGUUAUUUGGUGUGUUUGUGUUUAAUCAUUGUGACGUUAGAAUGUUUCGUAUCUCAGCUACAGCGUACAGAGCUGUGAACGUCUUCUGUCUGUGAGUCAAACCUCACGUCUCUCUGUAUUUACUCUCAGGUUACUUUGUUUUUAUUUACUUUUUACUUUUUAUUUUUUUAUAAUUAUUAUUUUCUGUGGCUUCAUGAGAAUAUAAUAAUAUAAAACUACAUAAACCAAAAA
Messenger RNA from Tachysurus vachellii, 1709 nucleotides. RefSeq names its product LETM1 domain-containing protein 1-like. NCBI's taxonomy places the organism in Eukaryota, Metazoa, Chordata, Actinopteri, Siluriformes, Bagridae. The transcript is spliced from 10 exons. Gene Ontology annotation, biological process: intracellular monoatomic cation homeostasis. Gene Ontology annotation, cellular component: mitochondrial inner membrane. The record is from RefSeq and is a predicted model, not a curated record. The coding region runs from base 210 to 1208 and encodes 332 amino acids. Gene Ontology annotation, molecular function: ribosome binding.